Coffea eugenioides is the source of this 3174-nucleotide messenger RNA. RefSeq names its product receptor-like protein kinase FERONIA. NCBI's taxonomy places the organism in Eukaryota, Viridiplantae, Streptophyta, Magnoliopsida, Gentianales, Rubiaceae. The record is from RefSeq and is a predicted model, not a curated record. Gene Ontology annotation, biological process: protein phosphorylation. Gene Ontology annotation, molecular function: ATP binding; protein kinase activity.
UAGGACUAUUUCUCUCUCUCUCCUCUGUCGUGAGCAUUAGCACUAGCAUUAGCAUUAGAAGAAGAAGAAGAAGAAGAAGAAGAAGAAGAAGAGGAAGAAGAAAGAGAGAGAGAGAGAGAGAACGAGCAAGAGAAAGAAGGGGCAGCGCAUCAAAGCAAUCCAACAACUUGCAGACAGACUCCUCACUCGGAAGUUUUUGUUCCACAAAAUGUCUUAGAAGUUUUGGAUCUCUUCUUCUUCCUCAUCACCCAUCCACCUGCUGAUACUAUUGUGGUAUAAGUUUCUUGGUCCGCAUCAACAUUAUGAGCGAGCCACGCCAUCCUCUCCUCUUUUCCCUUCUCAAUUGUCUAUUCCUCGUGUUUGUGGCCCGUCGAGUUCUGGCCGACAAUUAUGUCCCGACUGAUAAGAUUCUGCUCAGCUGCGGAGGUCCUUCCCAAUCUACUGAUGCUGAUGGUCGCAAAUGGUAUUCUGAUAUUGGCUCCAAGUUUGCUUUGGCCUCCUCCAAGGCUUCGGUUUUCCCUGCUGCUGAUCAAAAGCCCUCUGUCCCCCAGGUCCCUUAUAUGAAUGCUCGCAUUUUCCAGUCCAAUUACACCUAUCGUUUCCCCGUCGCCCCUGGUAGGAAGUUCAUCCGUUUGUACUUCUAUCCCACGUCUUACGGUGGCCUCAAUGCCUCUAAUGCCAUCUUCUCCGUCACCGCUGGACGCUUCAUGCUUAUGAAGAACUUCAGUGCUGCACAGACGGCUGAGGCUCUAAACUACGAUUUUAUCACCAAGGAGUUUUCUGUCAACGUGCCAUCCGGCGUGUUGAACUUAACUUUCUCACCAGCCUCAGACCCAGGCAAUUCCUACGCGUUUGUUAACGGCAUUGAGGUUGUCUCCCAUCCUGAUAUCUACAGUGCUGAAGGUCCCAGCCUACUUGCUGGACAAAAUGCACCCUUCUCCAUCGACAAUACUACUGCACUCGAGAAUGUUUAUCGGCUAAAUGUAGGUGGAAAUGACAUCUCGCCCUCCAACGACACAGGCCUUUUCAGGUCGUGGAAUGCCGAUUCGAGGUACAUCUUAGGCGCUGGUUCUGGGGUUACAAACGUAGCUGAUCCAAAUGUUACCAUCAACUAUCCCCCGGGGACGCCAUCUUAUGUUGCUCCGCUGGAUGUCUACAGGACUUUUAGAACAAUGGGCCCGAAUGCAAACGUGAAUCUCCAAUACAAUUUGACUUGGCUUUUCUCUGUGGAUACAGGAUUCUACUACCUAGUUAGGCUCCAUUUUUGUGAGGGAUUUGAGAAUAUUAGCUUAAUUAAUCAGAGGGUUUUCGACAUCUUUCUUAAUAAUCAGACUGUCCAGAAAGCAGCAGAUGUUAUUGCUUGGGGAAACACGAAUGGAGUUGCGCUGCACAGAGAUUAUCUGGUUUUCGUCCCUCCUAAUGUCUACCCGCAGCAAGAUAUCUGGCUUGCCCUUCAUCCCAACCCUGACACUAAACCCUCUUAUUAUGAUGCGAUCUUAAAUGGCGUGGAGAUAUUCAAAGUAAACAAUACUGAUGGAAAUCUUGGGGGUCUCAAUCCAACGCCACUUCCAAAUGAACUGGCAGUCUCUUCUACAACAUCAUCGGGUCGCUCGAAAAAGGGGAAAGCAGUCAUUGGCGGAGGGGUUGGAGGUGGAAUUGCUGCCAUCCUCCUCAUUGGGUUGCUUGUUUGUGCUGUUUCUCGUCGCCGCAAGCACCAAAAGGACUCUACUGCAAGUGAUGGCUGGCUUCCUCUUUCAUUAUAUGGAAAUUCACAUUCCUCGGGUUCUGCAAAGACAAACACGACUGGAAGCUAUGCGUCCUCCCUCCCUUCGAACCUUUGUCGCCACUUUUCAUUUGCCGAGAUCAAGGCUGCGACCAAUAACUUCGACGAGGCUGCUCUUCUCGGCGUGGGAGGGUUCGGCAAAGUAUACAGGGGUGAAAUUGAUGGCGGCACAAAAGUCGCAAUUAAGCGCGGGAAUCCACUUUCUGAGCAAGGCGUGCAUGAGUUCCAAACUGAGAUUGAAAUGCUGUCGAAGCUUCGGCACCGUCACCUGGUUUCGCUGAUUGGCUACUGCGAAGAGAACUGCGAGAUGAUCCUUGUUUACGACUACAUGGCACACGGAACCCUGCGGGAGCAUCUUUACAAGACGCAGAAACCUCCGCUGCCGUGGAAGCAGAGGCUGGAGAUCUGCAUCGGUGCUGCUCGCGGCCUGCACUACCUGCACACGGGUGCCAAGCACACAAUUAUCCACCGCGAUGUGAAGACGACCAACAUCCUGUUGGACGAGAAGUGGGUUGCAAAAGUUUCGGACUUUGGGCUGUCGAAAACGGGUCCUACGCUGGAUCACACGCACGUGAGCACAGUGGUGAAGGGGAGCUUUGGGUAUCUGGAUCCGGAAUACUUCAGGCGGCAGCAACUGACAGAAAAAUCGGAUGUGUACUCGUUUGGGGUGGUAUUGUUUGAGAUCUUAUGCGCUCGCCCAGCUCUGAACCCAGCGCUUCCAAAGGAACAGGUGAGCUUAGCGGAGUGGGCAUUGCACUGCUACAAGAAGGGGAUCCUGGAUCAGAUUAUGGAUCCUUAUCUGAAGGGGAAGAUAGCAGCGGAAUGCUUUAAGAAGAUAGCGGAGACAGCGGUGAAGUGCGUGGCGGACGUGGGAACGGACAGGCCAUCCAUGGGAGACGUGCUUUGGAACCUGGAGUUCGCGCUCCAACUUCAGGAGAGCGCGGAGGAGAGCGGAACGGAGGGUGUGGGUCUUGUUGGAGGAGUGAAUUUGCAAGAGGGGACAUUCGAUGGGGAGGAGGUGACGGGUAAAGGGAGGAAAGAUGCGAAUGGUGGUGGUGGUGGUUUUGAGGACAGCAACAUGGACUCCAGAAGCUCUGGGAUGACAAUGAGCAUUGGGGGGAGGAGCCUUGCGAGCGAGGACUCGGAUGGGUUAACGCCCAGUGCUGUAUUCUCACAGAUCAUGAACCCCAAAGGACGUUGAGAUCUCCAGCUGCAAAUUUAUUUUUUAGAAAAGAAAAGAAAAAAAAAGGGCUGUAGUGUGCAGAUGGGUUUCGUUUCACCUGUAAACUCAAAACUCAAAGAGAGUUUACUUUUUGCUUUUAUUUUUUUUUUUGGGGAAUUUUGGGUUAUUAUUAUCUUUGUUGUUGUAUAAUUCUUUCACUAUUCGAGCU